UUUAGAACCUUUAACUGCAGUCAAUUCUUUUAUUUAUUUAUUUAUUUUUUGUUAUUUUAUGCCUCACUUAAUCUUUCAAGUUCCUCGUUACGUUAUCCUUCUUAAGAUCUCAACCCUAAAUACGCAAUUCACCCCCAUUUCUGAAGAAUUUAAUACGGAUUUAUUUAAAUUUCAAACUGAGUUUUCGCAGAAUUUCAAGCAUUUUAAAUGUAACGAUUUCGGAAGCUCAUCCUAGUUAAAGCUCCAUUUAAAAAACUGAAAAAUAAAAUAUAAAGAGUAGGGAGAGAAAAAUCCUAUUGUGACGUCGCCAGUCAAUGACACUACCGGUGUGACGUCACAAAGACACUUUUCCAAUUGGUUCUCGCCAUUGAAAACACCGGAAACUGGACGGGAUAGACAGGUGGUCGACCAUCUGUUACUGCCACGUCGAGUGCGCCCAACCAUGUGCUACCUGGCGCACAAACGGGGAAGGUGAGUUCGUCAGUACAGUCAUGUCCGUCCCGUGGGAUAGGUGCGGUGUAACUCCGGAGGACUUAUUCAACUGGGAGAGUGUUGCCAACUCGGGUGAUGCGUUCGUUCACACCGCUGUGGACAAGUCCGACGAGAAUUUACUCUUACUUUACGUACAGAACAAUCGCCCCGAUUUGUUACAAAACGGGCAAAUGUACCUGGAGACGAUCGUCGAGGAAAAUUCAGACGAUCUAAAAAGUAUUAGCGAAGAAGAAUCGUUGGGAUGGGGUUCAUGGGAUGACGAUUCGGCCUCCGAAGACGAUCGCAUUACUGUUGUGGAAGUUGGAUCGAAGGCCGACGAGGUAGGUGUGCAAUCCGUUCGCACGGAUGAAGAUCUAUUAGUUCCGCCGUCCUGCCAGGGUUCAAAGGUCGAAGAGUGGAUUGAUCGUUGGAUAGACAGUGUUUGCCACGAGAUAUUAGAGAGUUGCGCUGAUAAGGAGGCGCAGAGCAAAAUGGCCGAUCGUUUUAUGGAUACGCCCGCCGCUAUAGUUAAUACGGUCAAAGACGUACUCAAUAUUUCUGAAGUCACCAACGAAUUCUGUAUGUUUGGCACCCCCUUAUCCAGUCCAAGCAAUAGUGAGUUUUGGUAUACCAAUUUCGAUUCAAACUACCAACUAAAGCGCAAUACGGACGCAUCUAACUUGUGUAGUGCCGAAAAACAGACUCUUAAUCCCUUUCAAACCGAUUCUAGAACUUUUACACUUAGUUAUAAUGAAGAAACACAACUUCUAGAUGGUUCCUCGUCCAACUGCGAAAGGUUUAUUGCAAAUAAAUUACCAGAAGAGCCACAAAUAGGAUUCACAGUGGAUUCAACUCCCGACGAGAUCAGCACGUCUUUCGGUGUGUCAUAUCAAAACUUUAAACAGAAACAGGAAAUUGAAACAUCCAAUUUUGAGGAUCCUAAAUGUAAGUUUAAUAAUAUCAAUACAAUAGAAUCAGAGUUUAAAUCUGAUGAAUCUACUUUUAAUAAUUCAAGUAAUGAAUACGAUAAAAUCGAAGUUCCUUUGGAUGUUUUUCACGAUCUGUUCACGUUUGAGAACCACAAACACGAAAAUAACACGGAUUAUGUUCCUGAAGAUUCAGAAAUUAAUGAUUCUUCCGUUAGUAUAAAAACUAUGGUGUUAGAUUCAGAUAAUUUAACCGAUUUAGACGCAGAUAAAUCAAAUUUAGGAGAAUUUAAUGAAAAAAGUGACAAUGAAAAUAUGUGGGAAAAUCCGCAAUCUUGUCAGUUUAUAGAUUCGUUUAAGUUAAUCGAUAAUAUACCAAAACCGGAACCAAGGAUACAACCAUCCAUGGAAUCGCUACAGAUCACUAAUGCUUCUGAAGACAUCUUUUACUUAAAAUUUGAGAAAUUUCACGAAGAUUUUAAUGGAACUGAAAACGGUAAGGAAAUUUUAACAAUUUCAGAAGAAUCUUUAUUAGAAUCCAAAUUGGAUGACAUAGUUUAUAUGUCAACAAAAACGAUCGAAAAUAAUGAACCCAUAAUCAAUCCUGCAAUUUUAGAUUUUCAGGAUUUGUUUAAGGAAUUUAAUAAUGAUUCGUUUUCAAUUAUGAAUGGUGGUGGUUUAAGUAAAAAAGAUGACUCUAUAUUUCCUCCGGAUUCACAUGCGAACCACUUGACAGAUGAAAUAGCAUUUUCAAAUCUCUCCUAUUCACAGGAUAAAACUCAGGAUUCUUUCAACGAUUUAAGUUCGAAAGAAACUAAAGAUUUGUUUAAAGAUUUCUAUCAAUUUGAGAAUAUAUUUUCCAAUGAUGAUUUUGAAUCAAAGAAUGAGAGUUGUCAAAUUUUAAAUCUAGAAAGGAGAGAAGUGGACGAUAGUCAAAUGGAUCCUGGUUUAGAUAAUAAAUUUGUAUGUUUAAAUCCCGAAAUUCAGGAUGAAAAUGUCGAAAGUGUAAGCGAAAAUUCAACAGAUAAGGCAGAUAAUUAUUACGAAAAUGUGUUUAACUCUUUAGAUAGUGCAAAUUUAAAUCAUAAGGAGUCUUUUCAUUGCGAAAAUUUAUUUGACAGUGAAGAUCAAGAAUCAAAUUCAGAAAUGAUAGAUUUAAAAGAUGAUUCUAAGGAAUUAAACACGGCAAAUAACGAAUUCAAAGCAGAUAUAUCGGAUAUAAUGUGUUAUGACAGAAAUUCAAUCCCGGAUCCUGGAGGGAAAGAGCCAGAUUCAGAAUGGAAAAACCAGAACACUGAAGAAUUUCACUGUUCAGACAAUGAUAUGUUAUACGUUGACAAGUCAAACAAAAAUGAAGACGACCUCGUUCCGAGAAGUGUAACCAGAAUAUCAGGAUUAACAGCAGAGGCCCUCGACGCCCUAGACGAUUCGGGAUACGUGGAAGAAAGUAGCGGAAGUGAAGACGGAAAUCAACCUCUUCAACUUCUUGGUGGGCUAGUGGCGCCAUCUGUCAAAGAGAAUCUCAACCUAUCCGAGGAAAACCAACCUCUGGGGGGUGUGCCUCCACAAAAUUAUGCACACGAUCGUACUUGGGUAACAAACGCUGAAUCACCGAUUGUGGGCGAAGCUGCCUCGUCAAUUUACAACUUCGACACCCGAUCCUGGUUAGGAAAUCGACACGACAACACCGAAAACGAUGGGCAGCGAUACGACGAUCGUGUGGCACGUUCUACCCCCGACAUCACACGCACCCUGUCGACGUCGGAAGACGGGUCAAGGUUCAGUCGGGCGUUAGCGGGCGUUUUAACUUACGCCGGGGCCAGAAGUACGCCCGAUCUUACUAAAGUGGGUCCUCCGCUCGCAGCACUCUUUGGUAAAAGUGUCAACGAGCGAAUACGCGACUACUUGAACAAGACUCGACAGACGAAACCUGAACGGAACUUGGCACAUCAUAGACGUCUGUGUGUUUCGGCCGCUAGCGUUAUCGAAAAAGCGGCGAAAUUCGAGGCUAAAGGUCACUACGGGUUACAGAAGAUCGGAAUGCAAGAAAACAAGCCGACUGCGGCCGUAAGGCCAACAGUCUUUAGGGUAACUAGCAAACCACCUUUACCUAUUUCCAGCCGAGUCAAGUUGACCAACGCCAGGAGGGAAUUUUUCGAAAACUUGAACGUCGGGCAGCAACCUCGUAACGAUAAACGCUUCGAGACAUUCCGUGAGGAAACCAAGAAGGACAGAGCCAGAUUGGCAUCGAGCACACCCGAUCUGGCAGGUUUCGUAACGGCGCCUGUGCGGAAAUUUGUCGAUCGAUGCGAAAGCUGUGAUGCGGCAACGCAACCGAAAACCAACGCUAGUCCGUAUCGUCGUUGUACUGGUGACAUCGUUUGGAGUUCGUAUACCGAUUACCUGCAUCGGCAGAAGAGGAAUCGAAUCCCAGAAACUAAUACUUAUCUUGAAACUGAUCUAGAUACACUGGUGAGUAGAGAAGUGAGUGAGACUAAUAUUGAUUCUAAUACCAAACACAAAGCUAUCAGCAUGCUAGCCUUAGACAGUCCGAGCCCUCAACCCCCUGCAAUUGAAGAUGGUACCAGGGCGAGGAGUAUGGAUUUCUUACUUGAAGAUGAUAACAGGGCUGCAGUUCUGGCACCAGAGAAUACCCUUUCUAAUAGAGUUAAAUCUGAAAGGGAACUGAGAAUAGAAAGAUCACUGCAGAAUCUGACUGUGCCUGACUGGUACAAGCAAUCUGAAUGGAGCAGGAAGCCAAAAGAAGGUUUUUUGCUUAAGAAAGAAUCUGACAGACAUGGUUGGAAAGCUUCUGGUUCCAGAACUCCUUCUGUUUCUAGUUUGACUGCAGGAACUCCUAGAAAAUAUUCUACUGAUUGGAGGAAUGUUGCUUCGUUACGCUCCUCCAGAGAAAGUCUACCCACUGGAAGUUCGUGCUCUCUGUCGCCGAGGGAGCAGGGCACUUUUCAUUAUGGUCUGAGCCGGUGGAGCAGUAGCAGAUUAUCGACCGGUAGUGUACCUUCUACCACAGCGAGUAGUCAACCUUCUUGGAAUGCUUACCGCUCUUUCCGACAACCGUAUCUGGGAUGGAGGGCCGCAGCUACUGCGGCUCAGAGUCCGGGUAGUGGUUCUCUUUCCCCGGCGCCUCACAGUCCUCUUUAUGCUAGGUAUAGUCCUACUUCCCCUCGUCUGGAAAGUUCAGACGGGGGUGAUAGAAGACACGAUUCAUAUCCAGCUAAUGGCACGUUCUUUGCAAACGUGUCCGAAAUAGCUGGCCAUCACGACAUACAUGAGAGACCUCUUGCUUUCUGUAGGGACAGGUAUUCUUACAUACAAAGUGUUUACAAUAGUGAGUUAUCAUGGGAUGCCAGUCAGCAUGAAGCACAAGACACACAGCAGCAGACUCCUGACACUUCUCCCCAGAGAUCUAAAAUGGUGUGGAUGGAAUCCUCUUUUGUGGGUCAGAAGUCAAGUGGCCAACAUGAACCUCCAAAGCAUCACCUUCAUCCUAAAGAACCCUUGGGUAGCAAGGUAACUCAAACAACAGAUGUAAAAUGCACAUCUUUGGAUGAAGUCUUAGAUUCCUUACUGGCAAUACCUCUCAGUUCCCGUUCAUCAAGUCCUACAACACCACGGAGAGAUGCCAGUCCACUCAUUGGACAUGUGCCAACUGCCAAAACUCAUAUCUAUCCAAGCGCACGAACUCCUCAGGAUCUUCAGUUUCCAAAUUUUAUGGAAAGAUUCUCUUUACCUUCAAAACCUGCAUCUGCUGAAACCACUCACAGAAGACCUCUUACAGAUAGUUUUUUGGAAACUGCAGCUAAAGAAGAAUCUUUUAAUCCUAUACAGAUCAGAGAAUUAACAUCAAGUCCUUCUUCAACAUUCCGAAGAGAAUUUCCUGAGAGCGAAAGAGGCAAAGUUACAUCCCAAGAUUCAACUCAACGAAGUGGAAAUCAGGAUGGCCAGGGUAAGAACCCCGCUCCAAGCCCAGCACCUUUCCUUCUGUCCCAAUCACCUCACCCGUACCUUAACCUUGAAUGCUGCAGCAACCAAGAAGUUCUUCCAAAGGACAACCAGGUGACACAUGGUUCCUUCUGUCACAGCACCUACUGGAAGCCGAUGGUGGAUCCUGAGGGCCAUACAAGCAACGUGGAGGUUUUGAAACAGAGAGAGGAAGAGGAUGCAGUCAAAGUUUUCAGAGCAAUUUUUAAAGUACAGAGAUUGUCCCAAGAAAAUUUAAAAAAUAUAUUUAGGAUGUUCUUUGAAGUUAUAUUUCCAUUUCGUAGCAAGGUAACUCAAACAACAGAUGUAAAAUGCACAUCUUUGGAUGAAGUCUUAGAUUCCUUACUGGCAAUACCUCUCAGUUCCCGUUCAUCAAGUCCUACAACACCACGGAGAGAUGCCAGUCCACUCAUUGGACAUGUGCCAACUGCCAAAACUCAUAUCUAUCCAAGCGCACGAACUCCUCAGGAUCUUCAGUUUCCAAAUUUUAUGGAAAGAUUCUCUUUACCUUCAAAACCUGCAUCUGCUGAAACCACUCACAGAAGACCUCUUACAGAUAGUUUUUUGGAAACUGCAGCUAAAGAAGAAUCUUUUAAUCCUAUACAGAUCAGAGAAUUAACAUCAAGUCCUUCUUCAACAUUCCGAAGAGAAUUUCCUGAGAGCGAAAGAGGCAAAGUUACAUCCCAAGAUUCAACUCAACGAAGUGGAAAUCAGGAUGGCCAGGGUAAGAACCCCGCUCCAAGCCCAGCACCUUUCCUUCUGUCCCAAUCACCUCACCCGUACCUUAACCUUGAAUGCUGCAGCAACCAAGAAGUUCUUCCAAAGGACAACCAGGUGACACAUGGUUCCUUCUGUCACAGCACCUACUGGAAGCCGAUGGUGGAUCCUGAGGGCCAUACAAGCAACGUGGAGGUUUUGAAACAGAGAGAGGAAGAGGAUGCAGUCAAAGGUGAGUCGUCCAAUCUGUCUGCAUCAGAAGAAGCACCUCACUCGUCUUCAGAAUGCAUGGUUAGUGUUACUAGUGGUAGAAAAUUAUCUAUGUGGCAUGUAUCCUUUCCUGUAUCAAGUAGCAAUCCUAUAACAUCUAGUAAGAUAGCAGAAAUCACCGAUCCUUCACUCACCUUUCAUGAAAAGCACCCGAUGGCAUCACUUGAAGCACACACUCAGCACACAGAUCAGGUGAUAAGAAAAGGAGUAAGUGAGCAGAAACAGGCUCAAUUUUGUACUUUGCAUGUAUCAAACCUUUACUUAUGCAUGUUUUCCUUUCUUCACCUUACUUGCUUGUCUCUUAUGGAACCCUCAGAACCUCCCUGCAUGCCAUAUGUGCAAGAGGGUAUCCACAUAACAAAUAAUCAAACUUCUGUUUCUAAUUUUAUCUCUGGAAAUACUUAUUUAGGUAAAUCAGAAGAAGAUGAUGAUGAUGAUCAAGAAGAUAAGAUUGUCAAUCCUUUUGAGACUAUGCAGGAAUCUGUUCAUGGAACAACUAAAUCCACUGGGACAAUCAAGUGCCAACGACCCAAAUGUAAUAAAUCACUGCCGGUGGACGAAGCCCGUUCCAAAUUUCGCACUUGUCCAAACUGUUAUACCUAUUACUGUAGUAGACAGUGCAGAAAAUUGCAUUGGGCAAGACAUCAGGGCAAGUGUCCACAGACUAAAAUUAGCAACUUGUGCAAACAAGUACUGAUGAAAGUACGUGAUGAUCCUACAUCUAGGCGGCAUUUAUCCACUUGUGCCAGAAGGGGUUUCCUAUCACGUGGUCGAGGUGCAGUUAAGUUAAUGUUCCCCUGCCAAGAUGAUGCCUUGGAUUACUUGUGUAAAGGAUGGGAUGCAGUCAAAGCUCAGACCAUCUAUAUAUCUCGAUCAGAUCUCUUAGCCUCUGAAAUUGGUUCAGAUAUCUUCAGCCAAGUUAGAACUCUAUGCGAAAAGUACAAUCCAGACAGGAAAUUUGUUCUUUUGGCAGCUAUCAUGAUUAUUAGUGAAGGAAGUGGAUCACCUAGUGGAUUCUUAGAUAGAGAAGUAGUGGUUAGGGGUACAAAAUUACAUCUUGCACCUCCAUUAGUGGAAGAUGAUGUGCCCACUUUAAUAUUAACUGUCAUCAAAGAGCCACAUCCUACAGAAACUACUUAUGAAGACAGGUUGAGUGGUAUGAGGUCUAUAGAAAAUCAGUUAUCGGACAGAGGAGUGAUUCUUUCGGAACAGUUUCCAGAGGUGUACUCAAAAUUGAAUCAGUUCGUCGAAAAGAAUGAAUCAUUUGCACCUGUUAAUAUAUUCCCAACAGACAAGAGAACAAAGAAGCUAUUUAUGUGCAUCAUAUUGCCUUGGGCAGAUGGUGAUAUUAUUCUUAAUAUAUCCUCGAAAACCAGCAGGGUCAGGUCAAAAAAGAAACACUGAAUAUUUUUAUUGAUUUCUUUAUAUUAUUCAAGAAUAGAUUUUAAUCUAUAUUAUUAUAAUUAGAAAAUAAAAUUUUCUGUGAUAACAUGUCCAACUAGGUCUGAACUGAAACAAGCCUAUCUGCUGAAGGAUGAAUAAACUCUUAUGUAUGCAAUUUGAAACUUCAAAAAUUACCAACAGCAUUUAGGAAUGAGACAGUACAGUCCUAGUAAAUUAAAUUUCCAUAUUAUCAACUGUUCUAUAUAAUAAACAAGAAGAGAACAGCUUUUAAUAAUGGAAGAUAUUUCAUUAUGUUGUAUGUCUGUUAUGAAACACACUUAUAUCCAUCUUAUACAGAAACCUG
This is a messenger RNA of Centruroides sculpturatus (bark scorpion), 8133 nucleotides long. RefSeq lists its product as uncharacterized. Gene Ontology annotation, cellular component: apical junction complex; plasma membrane. Gene Ontology annotation, biological process: cell-cell junction organization. The transcript has 4 exons. The record is from RefSeq and is a predicted model, not a curated record. NCBI's taxonomy places the organism in Eukaryota, Metazoa, Arthropoda, Arachnida, Scorpiones, Buthidae. The coding region runs from base 492 to 7790 and encodes 2432 amino acids.